Molecule: messenger RNA, 864 nt
Organism: Yarrowia lipolytica CLIB122
Lineage: Eukaryota; Fungi; Ascomycota; Dipodascomycetes; Dipodascales
Biological process (GO): phosphate-containing compound metabolic process
Cellular component (GO): cytoplasm; nucleus
Molecular function (GO): inorganic diphosphate phosphatase activity; magnesium ion binding
Source: RefSeq, a predicted model, not a curated record
AUGUCUACCUACACUACCCGGUCCAUUGGUGCCCCCAACACUCUCGACUACAAGGUCUACAUUGAGAAGGACGGCAAGCCCGUUUCCGCCUUCCACGACAUUCCUCUGUACGCCAAUGCUGAGAAGACCAUUCUCAACAUGAUUGUCGAGGUUCCUCGAUGGACCAACGCCAAGAUGGAGAUCUCCAAGGACCUUGCUCUGAACCCCAUCAUCCAGGACACCAAGAAGGGCAAGCUCCGAUUCGUCCGAAACUGCUUCCCCCACCACGGAUACAUCCACAACUACGGUGCUUUCCCCCAGACCUGGGAGGACCCCAACCACGUCCACCCCGAGACCAAGGCCAAGGGUGACAACGACCCGCUCGACGUCUGCGAGAUCGGUGAGACUGUUGGCUACACUGGCCAGGUCAAGCAGGUCAAGGUCCUCGGUGUCAUGGCUCUCCUCGACGAGGGUGAGACUGACUGGAAGAUCAUCGCCAUCGAUGUCAAGGACCCUCUUGCCUCCAAGGUCAAUGACAUUGAGGAUGUUGAGCGACACCUGCCCGGUCUUCUGCGAGCCACCAACGAGUGGUUCCGAAUCUACAAGAUCCCUGACGGAAAGCCCGAGAACCAGUUUGCCUUCUCCGGUGAGUGCAAGAACAAGAAGUACGCCGACGAGGUCAUCCGAGAGUGCGAGGAGGCCUGGGAGACCCUCAUUGCCGGAAAGGCAUCCGACGACAAGGGCAUUUCUCUCGAGAACACCACUCUUGAGAACACCCCCACCUUCACUGCCUCUGCUUCCAUUCCCGAGGGCCAGAACCUUGCCCCUGCCCCCAUUGAUCAGAGCAUUGACAAGUGGUUCUACAUCUCUGGUGCUUCUGUCUAA